This is a messenger RNA of Phalaenopsis equestris, 500 nucleotides long. RefSeq names its product WAT1-related protein At5g45370-like. The transcript is spliced from 3 exons. Gene Ontology annotation, cellular component: plasma membrane. The record is from RefSeq and is a predicted model, not a curated record. Bases 67 to 366 code for a protein of 99 amino acids. NCBI's taxonomy places the organism in Eukaryota, Viridiplantae, Streptophyta, Magnoliopsida, Asparagales, Orchidaceae. Gene Ontology annotation, molecular function: transmembrane transporter activity.
UUGUGGAGUUGGCCGGCCCAGGUGGUCGACUGAUUGGGAGAGCGGGCUGCUGGGGUGACUCCGGCGAUGGCAAUUUUUUCUUCUUCCGUCAACUAUAGUUUAAUAGCAUGGUCCAACAAAAUAUUGGGACCGGCUUUGGUCGCGUUAUACAAUCCUCUUCAGCCCGCGAUGUCUGCCUUUCUGUCAACAAUGUUUCUCGGAAGCUCCAUCUACCUUGGAAGUGCUAUUGGUGGAGUUCUGAUCAUCUUUGGCUUGUAUCUCGUCACCUGGGGGCGUUAUGUGGAGAGUGAAGCACCAAAAGUGGCCAAGAAUGGUGAGAACCUGAUCUGGCAACCUUUUCUGCAAGAUGAUUCAACUCCCAGAUGAAAGGGGAAGAAAAGCUUGGUCCUACUUGUUUAGCCUGGAAGAUAGAAGGAUUUAAAUACAGUCUCUUACUUUUCAUAGACAAGCUUCUUAUUUAAUACUAAAGAUUAAAAUGGAAAUUAGGGGCAAGUCAAUAG